UGUUACAGAACAGCGCAAACCAGCGAUUACAAUGGAAUUAGAUGCCCUAAUAAAGGGAAUGCGGGAUGAACAAGGGAACUUGCUUCCCAAGUGGAGUAUGAUAUUUGUUAUGUCAUGUGUGUUUGCCGUCUCACUAGAUCCUCUAUUCUUUUACAUUUUAAUCAUUCAUCAAGAUAACAAGUGCCUUCAAAUGGACAAAAAGCUAAGAACUAUUGUUCUUGUGUUGCGAUCACUCACGGAUACCAUUUUCGCUGUGCCCUUUAUAUAUAAAAUUUACAAUGGUGUUAAAGUUCAAAUGCACAAAAAUUUGAGGACUAAUGUGGCUGCAAAUACCACGAGAAAUUUGUUUCGGGAAUCAAAAAGAGAAGUGUUGAUUGAAGGUGGCAAGAAAAUUACUCAGAAGAUGUCGUGGUUAUCUUUCUCCAUCAUAAAUGAUUUUCUAGCUCUUCUUCCCAUCCCACAACUGCUAAUAUUAGUUGUUUUUUACAAUAUGAGAGGCGCUGGAUAUGUGGAACAUAAAAAGGUUCUUAAUGUCUUCCUUCUUGGUAAAUAUCUACCAAGGAUAUAUCGAAUUCACUGGUCGUCCAAUGAACUUCGAAGGACUGCUGGAAUAUGGGUUAAAGGUCUAUUCAAUUUUUUUCUCUACAUCCUUGCCAGUCACAUACUUGGAGUUUUUUGGUAUUUCUUUUCUAUUGAACGAGAGACAUCAUGUUGGCACAAUGCUUGUGCAAAACAUAGUCCAGAUCCUAUAGGAUGUACGAAUACUUUCUAUCGUGGGCGUCGAACUACUACUUCGAGAAAUAUAACAUUUCUAAACGAGCAUUGCCCGUUAGAUACUCCAGAUGGUGCCUUACCAUUAUCUAAUUUUGGAAUAUUUCUCGAUUCCCUUAAGAAUCAUAACUCAGAGCAUACAAAGUUCGGAAAGAAGUUCUUUUACUCUUUCUGGUGGGGCUUGCAAAAUCUAAGUAAUUUUGGGACGAAUCUGACAACAACUACUAAUGUGUGGGAAAACUUAUUUGCAAUUCUCAUUUCCAUCAUUGGCUUGUUACUGUUUUUAUAUCUCAUCGGCAAUGUACAGACUUUAAUACAGUUGGAAGCUGAAAAAUCAGAAGAGAUAAGACAGAAGAUUGAGGUGAAGCAGCUAGGCGUAAACCAGUGGAUAGCCGAAAAUAAAUUCCCUGAUGAUAUCAAGAAAUCAAUCAAUCAUAGCAUAGAGCAAGCAUUGAAAAAAGACAAAGAUGCUGAUGUCCAGAACCCAUUCCUUAUUCUUCCCUGGAAAACCAAAAGAUCUGUAAAACGUCAUCUUCUCAUGGAUGCACUUAGAACAGUAAAAAAGCCUAAAUACAUGGAUGAAUAUAUGUUGACGUUGAUAUGCGAAUAUCUGAAGUCAGUGACAUACAUUGAGAACACCUUUGUUUUUCGAACAGGAGAUCCACUCGAUUGUAUGCUAUUCAUUAUCAAAGGGACAAUGUGGACCUACACAUCGAGUGAUAGUCAAGCUAGGCAAGGAAUCUCAUCAAUGGCCACCAAGCACCUUGGGAAAGGUCACUUUUACGGGGAAGAGCUUCUUGAUUGGGCAUCAGACAGUUUCGCCAAAGUUCCAGUCUCCAGCAAACAUGUCAAAACUCAGACAAAAGUAGAAGCAUUUGUGCUUAUGGCCAAGGACUUGGCAACAGUAGUCUCCAGAUGCGAGUUGGCACGUCAUACUGUUCGUCGUUUCAUUACCAAAACGCAACGACGUCCUCCCCACUCCCCGGCUGAAAUAGAGGAUGACAAGAUCUUGCCAUCUACAGCAGGCAAUUAGUAUCUUCAUAAACAUCAAAGUCGAGACGCUCUAUUUAUGGCCAAGAGUUCCAUGAACAACCUAGCUCAGUACAUUUUGUAUAAGCUCUGGCCUCAAAAUAAUAUUUUUAUUGGUUGAUAAUUAGCCGUACGUUUCAAUAAUUAAGCAGUGGUAGCCACAAUACCAUUUGUCAUGGAUAUGUUUAUGUUGGUCAUGUUCUGCAAAAUUUGCAGUUACAAGGUUUUAUAGAAAUUGAAGAGAUGAAAAAAACAAAAAAGAAAUUGAUUAGCCUGACACACUCAAAUUAAACCCACAUAAGAAACUAGCAUAUCUAAGGUAAUGUGGAGCGAAUACCACCCGACCGUAGUACUACGUAGCCCCAUGAUCUUAGUGUAGAUACUAUCG
Pyrus x bretschneideri (Chinese white pear) is the source of this 2188-nucleotide messenger RNA. Its product is annotated as cyclic nucleotide-gated ion channel 1-like. Gene Ontology annotation, molecular function: monoatomic ion channel activity. The record is from RefSeq and is a predicted model, not a curated record. Gene Ontology annotation, cellular component: membrane. Gene Ontology annotation, biological process: monoatomic ion transport; transmembrane transport. Bases 32 to 1804 code for a protein of 590 amino acids. Lineage: Eukaryota; Viridiplantae; Streptophyta; Magnoliopsida; Rosales; Rosaceae. The transcript is spliced from 6 exons.